CCAUAAUAAUCAAUAGCACUAGUAUUUUAUUCCCUAUUUUAUAUUGGAAAUUUAAGGGAAAACGUGAUAGCUUGUGGCAAUGUUUAAAGUGGAACUCGAUUUUGAUAUUGUUUUCCCCCGUUUCCUAUCAACUGGACAGAUGGAAGUGUCUGUUUAUGCAUUGAGUAGUGUUGUAAAGAUUUAGUAAAUAUUUCACACUCGAUUAGUAAAAGUAACAUCCAUACAGUUUAUUAUUUGUGAAUUCAUGUGUUUUCGCCCAAACCUACGAGAGUACCACGCUGCUGUCGCUGGGUCUGCUAGAAAUAGCAAUUGUGUCCUAUCUUCAUAAAUUCCCCAAGGAAGUAGACAUUGGAUAAUGUAGUUCUAGAUAUAUUAUGUAUGAAUAAAAGACUGAAUGGUUCAUGGCAAGGGUGUCUUUGAUAGUAGUUUAUGCUUAACAAGAGCUGUCUCUGAGCAGGAAUCCGUAAUACAGUAGAGGAUCGUUAAGAGAUGUAACUACUGGAUUGAUAAUUCCUGUUUUAAAAUCAUUUUUAUGGAUAAACAUCGAAAAUCGCAGCCUUAUUAAUAAAUUGAAGUUGUUUGAUUAGAUGUACGUGGCGACAUGCGAUGAUGAACAUUAACUUUUCUAGGACGUUUCAUAAACUGUGUGAAAGAGAGAUGGAGCUAUGAUGGUUUGUGGUUAGAUUAUAAUAGAUAUUAAAAGAAAAUAUCAAUACACAGAAUUAUAAAAAGAAAUAAAGAAUUGCCGCUGAGAACUGUAGUUGUUACUUGGCCUCAUGUCAGCCCUGUUCGAACAUACCUGUGGUCAAAUGCAUUCCAGCUGCAGCUAUCCCGUCUUUUAUUCAGACUCGAGGAAAUCUGAUGUGAACCCAUUGUAAGAAGAAACAUGAGUGACUCAACAAAGGUCUCCUCGUUCCGUUGUGUGAUUUGCAAGCUGUCCUAUGCAAGUCAGCUGGAGCUGCGGGAGCAUCUUUGGUCUUUGAUGCAUCAUGUCAGAUUGGAGCAGAAACAAAAACCCCCAGAACAUCUGUGUUGUCUGUGCCAGGCUUCCUCAAAUAAUUUAGUUCAAUAUGGCCAGCAUUUGAAUGAACUCAGACACAAAAAAGCACUGACAAAAUUACGAGAGAAAAAAAUAUCUGAGAGUACAAAACCUUCCUCUAUGUUGCCUUUGAAGACAACUGUUCCACCUUUUCUUAUGCCAAAUGAGAGUUGGCAUUUAAAUUACCCCUUUUCCCACUUAAAACCUUACAUCUCUCCUUUAAACAGUCGUAAACAUUUGCCACAGCCAUAUCAAAGGUAUCCGCCAGGGAUAGGCCAUGGUGACCAAUAUGUAAGAGAGAAUCCCAUGAGACCUGGUGUCCAUUUUAGUGAGGAGAGAAUAAAUUUGAAUUGUAAUGAGAGCAAUUCUGUGGUUGGUGGUGGUGGUGGUGGUGCUAACACGAAUGUGGCUGUGGUAGACCAGGAAUUUUUUAAAGUUCAUCCAGUCAAACAAAAUGAGGAUUUUGUUGGCAAAAAAAAUGCCAUGAUGAAGAAAAAGAAAAUUAAGAAAGAUAAAGUAGAUAUCCCAAGCAGUUCAUCCACGAAUGACCAAAGCUUGUCAGCCAAUCGGCUUCCUGAGAGUAGCUCCCACUCUAAAAAGGAAUUGGUGAAAGAUAGCAAACAGAGUUUAUCCAGAAGUGUAUUAGCCCCAAGAUCUAAGAAAAAAAUGAUUGUUACAACCCCUUCUGGCUUUAGACAAGGACUGUUUUUAGAGGAGGAUUUUCAGAAAAAUAACUUAGACAUUGUCCGGUUGAAUUUGAUUAAUGCCACAAAUGACAAAGGAGAUAAAGUAUUUACAAAUAAACUGACAGCAGGGUUCAUGAAAGAUAAUAAUAAUAGUUCUCAACAUUCCUCUUUAUCACGUGUCCAAACUAGAGUCUUCAGAUCAUCUAAGUUCACAACUAAAAACAGACCUUUAAAAACAUCAAACACCCAAAAAAAACAUUUAAGACCUCUACAAUUAUCACCCUUGAAAGUUCCCUCCAGAGCACAACCUGAAUCUGUUUUAAAAGCCAUUCCUUCAAAGGUCAUCAAGUCAUUUGAAGCUGUUAAAGACAACCUGGGUGAUAAGUCAAAAGCGCUUAAUCAAAACAGCUUUUGUGUUUCUCAGAUGGAAACAGAAUCAAAUGAUAAAACUAUCAAAGUGCAGAGUGAAAACUUAUUACUUUCACCCUCUGUACCCAAUGAUGCUAUGGAAACGUCCAAAGAUAGUCACAAUUCACCCUCUGUACCUAGUAAUACUAUGGAAACGUCCAAAGAUAGUCACAAUUCAUCCUCUGUACCUAGUGAAGCUAUGGAAACAACCAAUAACAUUAACAAUUCAUCCAGUAUAGUUAGUGAGGCUGUGCAAACAUCCCAGAAUAGUAAAUAUUCACCUAAUAUACUCAGUAAUACUGUGGAAACUUCUGAAAAUAGUAAUAAUUCACCCAAUAUACCUUGUGUUACUGUGGUAGCUACCAAAAAUAGUAAAAACUUAGAAAUUUGUAAUUCUUUGUCUCAAAGUUCUGAAAACAGUGGACUGAUAAUCAAGUCACCUGACUCUAAGGAGUCUGACUCCAAGACAACAAAAUCAAUUGAAAUGAAACCAAAUUCUUCUUCAAGUAGCAUAGACCUUACAACUUGUAAACCAACUGGUUCUUUGAGUGAAACUGCAGUUAGUGGUGUGGCAAGGAAAAGGACUCUUUCUUCGGAAUAUUUUGCAGUUUCGGGGAAACCUAAUCUCUUGAAAAAACUAAAAUGUUCUACAAGUAAGGAAAUGAGCAUUUCUGAGAAAAAUCAAAACUUGAAUCCAGAUGCUACAAAAAAUUCAGGGAAAAAGGUUGAAACUGCAAGUAAUUUCUCAACUGUUUCCAGUUUACAAGAACGUUCAAAUCAUUCAGAAGAAAUGACUCCAGCAAAGCCCGAUUCAGCAACUGUGGAGAAACAACAGCUUAGUAAAAAUGUCGGCAAGGAAGAACUGGUAAAAAUGACCAAACUUUCUUGCUUAAACCACAAGGAAAAGAUGCAUUUAAGUUCUGUAAUGAAGUCCUACACAAAGACUCAAAACAAGAGAUCAGCAGUACCAAGGUUGACCAUGCAGCUGUCUAGUGUCUAUAACAGUGCCAACCAAGAGGAAAACAAUGAAAAGUUGAACUUACCUGAGGGCUUAGAGGAACAAAUAACAAUGUUGAUUAAGAAAGAGAACAUGGAUGAAUUAGGAAAUACAGAGACAUUUUCCAAUUCAGACCAGUUAAUGACAAAAACUAGUCAAGCAAAUAUACAGAUGGGUCUCGUACCAACCACAGUAUCAGAUCCUUUACAACCUUUAUUCACUCUUGAUCAAUCAAACUUUAGUUCUGCAAGUAAAAAGUCCUCACUUUCAGCAGGAAACAAAAAAAGCCCCAAGAGUUCUGCGGUAAAGUCUAAAACUACUAAGAAAUCUUUGUCCAAAAAUGCACAGCAAACACCUCCAUCAAGUUGUGCUACCAUCUGUACCCCUACGACAACAACCAAUACUGCUAUUUCAACAAUAACUACCACUACAUCUACUACUGCUGCAAGUAACUCAUCCAAAAUAGUCAACCAGAAUGUUGCAGUGGAGAACACAGUGGAACCAAACAGCCAGACACCUGAUGUUUUCAACCAGGUCUAUUUGUUAACUCUGCAAGAGGAAGAGGUAUGCGGUAACAUCAGUAAUUUAAAUCAAAGAAUCUCUUACUUGGAGAAAUUAAUUGAAGAUUCAAAGAUUGCUCAGCAAGCCUGUAAAGAUGAACUUCUGGGCCUCAUGAAAGAAGAGCAAAACAUUCGAAAAAUGCGCAUAGGCAUUCUCAAAGAAGCUAUGGGAGACACUAAUCGCAGUAACAGUGAAUUAAUUAAUCACUUGUUGAGAUCUCACUUGGCUUCUGAGGGAACAUACCAAAACAGCUCAGUACCACCAGAAUCAUCUAAUGAACAGCUAUUUGGUAUGCAACAAGAUGGGACAACGGCACAAGAAACAUUUAGACCUGCUGCUGUGUUAGAAAAUACUGGCAUGCUAACCACAGCACAACAAAAACAACCCAUGCUGGCUGCUCUGUUAGCAAAAGGAAACCAAACUGAGUCAGUGUUCAACAAACCCCAAAUGAAUUGUCCAGGUUCUUUCACACAACAGAAACCUCACCAGUCAAGCUCUGUUUCACAAAAGAAAAUUAUGGCAAAUCUUUUGUUAACAAAAGAUGUCACCAAAGGUCUGAAAGUGCCCGAAGCAUUAAAAGACUGUGUGUUUAAAAAUCAAAAGCCCUUUUCAGAUACGCUAAAGCAACAGGAAAGUUCACAUGGCAUAUUUUCUCAAGUAGGGAUCAAUACCUUGCAACCACCAGAUAUUCCAAAUAACAUUUCUUCUGGGAAAAAAGGACCAAAGGGUAGUAUUUUCCAAUUCAACCAGGAGGAUCCUUUAAUGUCAACAAAAGAAAUGAAUAUCUUAAAAUCUUCAAAAUCUCUACACUUUUCUUUCCCUUCACAACAACACAGUAAUUUCAAAGCUCCGUCUUGUGUGUCAUCAUCAUCGAAAAUUUCUGAUAGUAUUUUUACCAACUCUAACAAUAAUAAUACAUCAGGUUCUGUUAACGUGCAAGCAAACAUAACGGACUUAUCUAAAAAAGUGUCAGAAAUCAGCCAUAGUUUAAGUUGUGUGAAGAAGGAAGUUGAUGGAAAUUGUGAAUCCGAGGUAAAUAAGGGUUCUGUUGAGCCAACAACACUUCCAGUGACCUCCACAUUUAACAAUGUUCAAAUCAAAACGGAGCCAAUCUCUCCAGAACCCAUUGAAACUAAUCCACCAGUUUCUGAUUCAGGCUUUAACUUUGUAAGCAUUAAAGAAGAACCAAAAUCACCGACAGACUUUGGUGGAUUUGGUUUGGGUGAACUUAACCAAGAUUCCUCAUCAGCUUUUUCCCACAUUGAUAACCAACAGAAAGUGAACUGCUUCGAAAAGGGUCAAAGCAGUGUUGAAGAAGUUAGUUCUAACACUGAUAAUCCAGUCCCUUCUGAAAAUAGGUUAGUUAAUGCCAGCAAGUCAGAGAGUUCAAGUAAUUUGCCAGUAACUUCACCAGUUCUUGAAGUGGCCACCACUACUUGUGUUCAGCAGAGUGCUACAUCAUCGCAGUCUACCACAACCUCAAACCAUUCAGCGAAACCAAAUUCAAUUCCUUCCAACCACAAUGACAAAGAGAAAUCAGAUGAAGAAUUAGAAUUCUUUUCAUCACUUUCUAUGAAAAACUUAUUAGACUCGUCUAGUAUUGAGAAUGUGGAUCCUGAAAAAUGUUCAGGUAAUGUGUCGAUGAAAUAUUUAGGGAGCAUGUCUAAUAAUUUGGUAGAACAGUUGAAAGAAUGUUGGAAGAAGCAGAAUGUUACCAUGAAUAAAUGUUUCCCACAGGGACAAACUGAUGACAUGGUGCCAGUUGCAAAUGUCUCCAAUUUACCUCCAUUUACUUCAACGUGUGAAACUUCUACGAAAACUGAGAACCACUUAUCUCCAUCACAUAUUGCUAAACCUUCUCCACCUUCUCCUUACAUUAUAAAUGUUGAUGAAUCCAACAAUUUUGUUCUGCCUGCCAGUUUAAAUCCUGUAGUUUCUAUCAAGCCACUCUCUUUAUCCUCAAAGAAUAAUUCUUCAGGAUCUAGAUAUAUAGAAAGUGUAGAUGUAAACACUGCAAAGAACAACUCAAAACUCUCAGAAACUAUUCCCAGCAAUGAACAAUCAUCAGAUGAGUUACCAAUAGAUGAUUCUUCAAUUAGUCUGAUUGUAAUUGACGGUGAUAGCAGUUCGGAAGAUAAUGGCACUGAUAACACUGUAAAUAAAUUGCCAUCUUCUACAGACCCUCGACAAGUCUUAAAUACUAUACCCAAAGGUUCCAGCACAGAUACUUUACAAAAUCAAUUUUCAACUGAAAGCCAAGAAGCGGUUUCUGAUUGCGUGUCUACCUUUAAUACUGUUUUCAAAGGUCCCAAUUGUCCUGUCACAAGUUGUGCCAUAUUUGGGAAUUACCUCUAUGUUUCAUAUCAGGGACACUCACCUCAGAAGUUUGAUCUUAAAACUGCAAUUUGUAUAAAAGAAUACGACUGUCAGCCAUUUUCAGUCCAAUGUAUGUUAGUGACUGGAUUUUCUAUUGGAAACCCACAGGUGUUCUCUGGUGGUGCGAGUGAAAUGCUUCUUGUAUUUAAUGAAAUUACUGGACUGUUGCUGACAAAAAUUGAUCUCAUGAGAAAAAUUUACACUUUUCAUGAGAAAUGGAAUUAUCUUUUUGUUGGCCUUGCUGAUGGUGGUGUGUCUAAGAUAAACGUGAAGACUUUGAAGGAAAUCAGUAAUAUAUCAUACGGAACUAAACCAAUUCAUUGUCUUGCCACUUGUACCGAAGGGGCUCUCAAAAUUCUUUGCGUCGGUGCUUAUGAUGCUUCAAUUCUUAUCGUCGCUGCAUCAUCAGGCCUUCUUUUGAAAACCUUGCAGCCCUGUCAAAGACUACUUUAUUCAAUCAAAGUGUCUCAAAACCUGAUAUACAGCUGUUCAGAAGAUAGGAAACUAGCUGUCUAUGACAUUGAAUCAGGAAGCCUUUUAAAAUGCAUUCAGGGUCAUUCUGGCACAGUGUCAUGUCUUUAUGUUGACAAUAAAAUACUUGUGACAGGUAGUCAUGAUAAACUAAUCAAUGUGUAUUGGGGAUCAGUGACAGACUUAGACAAAACAGAGCCACUCUCCUUUUAUGGUGCAGGCAAACAAAGCAUCUCCUGUUUGACUGUGUCUGAUAGGAGAAUCUACAGUGGAAACUUUUAUGGCCUUGUUGAGGCUUUUCAUUUACACGAGGGUUCCUCAUCAAAAAGUUGGGUUUGUAGAUAUAACAAAUGCACGUUAAUAUUUGGUUUCUAUGAAGACUUGAGAUUUCAUUUGCACAGUGAACACUUGAAAGGACAAAUUGCUAAGUGGAAUAAUUGGCAAUGUCAUUGGAUAUUUUGUUCAGAAACAUUUAAUUCUUUAUCUUUAUUGAUGAAACACUGUGACAGACAUCUUAAACAAUAAAUUGUAUCCAUUUCUAUUUUAA
Octopus sinensis (East Asian common octopus) is the source of this 7085-nucleotide messenger RNA. RefSeq names its product bromodomain-containing protein DDB_G0270170-like. The record is from RefSeq and is a predicted model, not a curated record. Gene Ontology annotation, molecular function: RNA binding; SH3 domain binding. Bases 887 to 7063 code for a protein of 2058 amino acids. NCBI's taxonomy places the organism in Eukaryota, Metazoa, Mollusca, Cephalopoda, Octopoda, Octopodidae. Gene Ontology annotation, cellular component: membrane; cytosol. The transcript has 2 exons.